Molecule: messenger RNA, 1372 nt
Organism: Mustela lutreola (European mink)
Lineage: Eukaryota; Metazoa; Chordata; Mammalia; Carnivora; Mustelidae
Gene: LTC4S
Product: leukotriene C4 synthase
Exons: 5
Coding region: 799-1263 (154 amino acids)
Biological process (GO): leukotriene biosynthetic process
Cellular component (GO): nuclear envelope; endoplasmic reticulum; membrane
Molecular function (GO): leukotriene-C4 synthase activity; glutathione transferase activity; glutathione peroxidase activity
Source: RefSeq, a predicted model, not a curated record
GAUGAGAGACGACCAAGGCAGGGCAGGGCUCGGAAGGUGGCAUGGGGUGGAUUUGAGAAUGAGAAGGACUUGAUGGUCAGUGAAAAGUGAUAGCCAAAGGAGGGAGUUGGCGGGGGAGGGGGACAUUGGGGAGGACCUUCUGGUUUCCUGGGACCAGACUCAGGACAAGGGGAGGUCCGGAGAGCCAACGGAGACUGCUGCAGGUGCAGGUCCUGGAGGAUGCUGCGUGGACAAGGGAGCCAGGCCCACGCAAGGCUGUAGGAGGCUCGGGCAGAUGCCUGGGGCUCUGCCAGCACAACGCUAGGCACAGAAGAGGCAAGAAUGACCGGGAAGGGGCGCCUGGUGGGGCCUCAGUCCAUUAAGCCUCUGACUCUUGGUUUUGGCUCAGGUCAUGAUCAUGGGAUUGAGCCCCACAUAGGGCUCCGCGCUCAGUGUGGAGUCCACUUGUCUCUCUCCUUCUGCUCUCCCUCUCUCAAAUAAAUAAGUAAAAUCUUAACAAAACAAAACAAAACAAAACAAUGAUUGGCAGGAAGUGGCCAGGCUGCCCCCAGGCCGCUGCUCCAUCCUUCCCUGGGCUCCGUCUGGCCCUGGUUUCCGCCUGCUCAGGCUUCUGCCCUUUCACUGGCUGUGGGCUUUCACGCCCUCCCUCAGGCCCCCUCCCCUGAGAAGGGGCGGGGAGAAGGGCCAGUCUUCCUUUCCUGGCCAGCCUCUUGAGAGAGCCCGCAGACUGGGGCCCGAGAAGUGCUCUGCAGUGACUCUCUUCACACACCAGCCUGGGCCCGUAGAGCUGCCAGCACCAUGCAGGACGAGGUGGCUCUUCUGGCCACUGUCACCCUCCUGGGAGUCCUGCUGCAAGUCUAUUUCUCCCUGCAGGUGAUCUCCGCGCGCAGAGCCUUCCGCGUGUCUCCGCCGCUCACCACCGGGCCGCCGGAGUUCGAACGCGUCUACCGAGCCCAGGUGAAUUGCAGCGAGUACUUCCCGCUGUUCCUGGCCACGCUCUGGGUCGCCGGCAUCUUCUUUCACGAAGGUACGGCGGCCCUAUGCGGCUUGGUCUACCUUUUCGCACGCCUCCGCUACUUUCAGGGCUACGCGCGCUCGGCGCAGCAAAGCCCCGCCCGCAGGUUGACUCCAUUGUACGCGAGCGCGCGCGCGCUCUGGCUGCUCCUGGCGCUCGCAGCGCUCGGCCUGCUCGUCCACUUUCUCCCCCGCGCGCUGCAGACCGCGCUUCUGGGACGGCUCGGGAAGCUGCUGCCCAGGGCCUGAGAUGGAGGACGCCUGGUCAGCGGAACCGGAGAAGGGCCGGAGCUUCCGGGAGGACAUGGGAGGGGUGCUCGCUCCAUCUCUGUCUCCAAUUAAAGUGUCGAUGGCUGGA